Molecule: messenger RNA, 390 nt
Organism: Paraphaeosphaeria sporulosa
Lineage: Eukaryota; Fungi; Ascomycota; Dothideomycetes; Pleosporales; Didymosphaeriaceae
Exons: 2
Source: RefSeq, a predicted model, not a curated record
UGGUGUGUAUACGCAGCAAUUUUAUGGGCCUUGAAAGCCUCCUGCUGUGCGCACUACAUGCGACUUACCAACGGAUUGUCUUUCUAUAAGACCCGCAUCAACGUUGGCUUUAUGAUAGUCGGAGUUACCUGGGUUGGAUUGAUAUUUGCAGUUCUUCUGGACUGCCAGCCAUUGACCAAGAAUUGGCAAAUAUCUCCGAACCCAAGUAAUCUCGCCCAGCCCAUAAUCUCCAACAUCAACAUCUUCGUCGCUCUCAUCACCAAUGUUGCAACAGACUAUUACCUUCUGUCUAAUCCCAUACCAUUACUGUGGCCUGUGAAGAACGUAACUUGGAAGAAGAUGGGUUUCAUCGCUCUCUUCUCCGGAAGUAACUUCACUUGUGUUGCAUGA